Molecule: messenger RNA, 1246 nt
Organism: Octopus bimaculoides (California two-spot octopus)
Lineage: Eukaryota; Metazoa; Mollusca; Cephalopoda; Octopoda; Octopodidae
Product: kynurenine formamidase
Molecular function (GO): arylformamidase activity
Source: RefSeq, a predicted model, not a curated record
CAUGCCUGGUAGCAGACAUGGUGUGUAGGUGGCUGCUGUCCAUCAGCCAAUCUCUGAUAAGACAGGGACAGCUAAGGUGUUUGGUGUUUUAUCAAACUGCCGUCCCCCAACAUUAUUUAUAUUCACAGUGACUCUCACUGUCAGAAUACAAACAAUGGAAUCAGAAAAAUGGAGGAGUUUUGAUUUGAAAGAACUUGAAAGACAAUAUUCUCCCAGUCAAUGGAACCACCGAAUGACAGCAUCCGAGGUGUUGACCUCACAUGUAGAAUUCAUUAAAGAACAAAGUGCUGAGGCAAAAUCUUGUAUUGAUUGCGAGUUGGGAAUAAAGAUUGGUGAUGCCGAGAGACACAAGCUGGACAUAUUCGGCCAGAAGACUGCCGCCAAGGUGGCCCCUAUCUUAGUCUAUAUCCAUGGCGGUUACUGGCAACUUUUAGGACGUGAAUUAUCAUCAUAUAUGGUUAAGCCUAUCGUGAAAAUGGGUGGAAUCGUAUGUCCAAUCGGUUACAGCAUUGCACCUCAUGGAACCAUGGAGCAAAUUGUUGAAGAGGUGAAGAAGAGCGUCGCUUAUGUCUUGAAAUUGGCCAAGGAUCGUGGAUCAAGAGGUGUGUAUGUGUGUGGACAUUCUGCAGGAGGUCACUUGGCAGCCAUGAUGCUCACUGUCGACUGGCAAGCAGAAGGUGUUGAUUCUUCUUUAUUCAAGGGUGUCUUCCCAGUGAGCGGUGUCUAUGACCUUCGACCUCUUGUGCAAACAAGCGUCAACAAACCUCUUAAAAUGACUGAAGAGUCUGCCCAGCAAAUCAGUCCUGCAUUUUUGACAAAGAACAUAAUCAAGUUCAACAGAAACCGUGUCAUUAAAAUGUUUAUUGCAGAAUAUGAUUCUGAAGAAUUCCAUCGUCAAGGUGAAGAAUUCUACAAUUCUUUGAAGUCUGCUGGUCUCACCAUUUCCAACCGAGUCAUUCCAGACACUGACCAUUUUGAUGUCAUAGAAAAACUUGCUGAAGAUGAUUAUUUCAUUACCAAAGAAAUUAUCAAAACUAUGGGCUUGACUGCUGAUUGAACCAACCUUUGCAGACUUCAGAAACACAUUGUAGACAUCUAUAGAAAGGGUAAAGUGGUUAGUCUAUACAGAGCUUUUAGUACCAAAGGCCACACACUCACAAAUUGAUAUCUGAAGGUAAAAGACUCGUUUAUGAAAAUAUAGAAAUAGAUUAAAUAAAUAAUAAUUGGUUGUCAUUAGUAUUGACAA